Messenger RNA from Adelges cooleyi (spruce gall adelgid), 2781 nucleotides. RefSeq names its product ribosome biogenesis protein SPATA5L1-like. The record is from RefSeq and is a predicted model, not a curated record. Gene Ontology annotation, molecular function: ATP binding; ATP hydrolysis activity. The transcript has 11 exons. The coding region runs from base 202 to 2400 and encodes 732 amino acids. NCBI's taxonomy places the organism in Eukaryota, Metazoa, Arthropoda, Insecta, Hemiptera, Adelgidae.
UUUGACGAUUCGAUUGAGAAUUACAUUUUAUGAUGUGAAUAAUAAUAUGUGAAUUAACUUUUUAUUUAACAAAAUUAUUCAUUUACAAUGAUUAUUUUAUAAAAAAAACAAAAUUAACGUAAAUCUGUAUUGAUCAUAGACAAUAGUGUAACACUGUUCAAGAGUUUGAGCCAUUUUUUUUUUUACUCGCACGUUCGCUCAAUGAUGUCUACGGUUUACCUAUCAAAAGUACCAAAUAGCAAUCAUGUAGACACAAUUCAGAAAAUGUAUGCCAGUGAAAACAUUUCCAGCUCAAAAUUGUUCAAUCAAUAUGUCUUUGUGAAAAUUAGUAAGGAGAUAAAAAUUAUAUGCCGGAUCGUUCCACAGUUAAAUACUAGUUGCUCUUUUGCCCGUUGCGACGUUAGCGUCGUCCAACACUUACCAGACCAACUCAUUGAUCCCAUGACUGUAAUGCUAGAUACGUUUAUUGAUCAAAAACACAUUGAAGCGAUUAACGUAACAAAAGCAAAACAAAUCUUUGUUAGUGUAGUUUUUACUGAUGUUAAACAUCAAAAUGAAUGGUCGAUGAAACCUUUAAUGUUGGCAGAAGCCAUCAACAACUGUUUGCAAUUAUUCGUUGUGCACAACAAUUGUAUAGUGAACCUGAAAAAACUCAGACCAAAACAAAUGUUAAAUAUUGACUUUAUUCUCGUUCAUAAAACCGAUUGUAAAAAUAACGCUGCUUUGACUACGCCUGAAACUAACAUAAUGAUUAUUCAAACUAUGAAUUAUCAACAGUUUCAACAGACUAAAAUUGGUUGUAAAGUAGAACCACUUUUUGGUCUUGAUCCACAAAUACAAUGUUUGAAAAGUAUUAUAGAAGUAGCCAAAACUGGACAAAAGUCUAUUUGUAAUCAGAUAUUGUUGAUUGGACCUUCGGGCUGUGGAAAAACCAGUCUUGUCAAGCACAUUGCCGCAUCUCUGAAAUGCAUUCUUUUAAACUUUUUGUCUACCGAUUUCAUUAAUUCUGAUCCUGGUUCUACUGAAACUGUAAUUAGAAAUGUAUUUUCAAAAUCUCAACUCAUAGUACAACAAGAUAAAAAAAUCAUCUGUAUAAUAAUGUUGGAAAAAGCAGAAAGUAUGUUAAACGGAAAAGGUACCAACGCCAGACGAGUUUGCGCGCAAAUCCAAGAUUGUUUAGCGUCUGUCCGAGAUAAUUCUCGAAUAAUUGUAAUCGCUACCACAAGUAUUCCCCAAUCGAUCGAUGCAUCUUUUAAACAAGGUUCAAGGUUUUCAUACGAAAUCUACAUUGGCGUUCCUACUGAAGUUGACCGAUCUAAAAUGAUAUACGGUUUUUGUCGCAACUUCAACAUAAAUAUCAAUUAUGAUAUUUCAUCUUCGUUGGCUGAAUUGACACCCGGCUAUACUGCGGCAGAUUUAGAACAAGUGACAAAAGAAUUUUCCAACGAUCCAACCGUAAUCGUAGAUCUGCAAAAUGGAGUAUUAACAAAUGCAAUGAAUCUCAUUUCCAAACAUCCGGCUUCAUCUUUAAAAUCAGGGAUCGGUCAGGUAAUUACUAAGUCUGAAUCUUCACCGGCUACCGACCUAGGAGGGUUAAAUGAAGUUAAAUUGAUGUUUGACAUUUGUAUUAAAUGGCCUCUCAUGUAUCCAGAAGCAUUUGAGCGUUUUUCCGUACCCCCACCUAAAGGUGUUUUACUCUACGGACCUCCUGGUUGCGGUAAAACAAGUCUUGUUCGUGCGAUUGCUGCAUCGUCCAACAUCAAUGUCCUUUCGGCCAUGGCGGCAGAACUUUAUUCGCCGUAUUUGGGCGUGACCGAGGCUAAUAUUUCACAGUUAUUCCAAAGAGCAAGGGCCAAUGUCCCCUCGAUAUUGUUUAUAGAUGAAAUAGACGCCUUAGUCAGUUGCCGUACCGAGAAUAAAGAGUCUGCUGGAUUUGAAGAUAGAGUUCUGUCGACAUUUUUAAUUGAAAUGGACGGUAUAAAUAACAGCAAUGAACAUGGACAAGGAGUCGUAGUGGUUGCUGCUACUAAUCGACCAAACAAAAUAGAUGCAGCGUUAUUGAGACCCGGUCGAUUUGACAGACACAUUUAUGUGCCACCUCCAUUUUUAUCAGAUGAACGCUCCAAUAUACUUAGUACAAUUGUUAAUAACCCAAACAAAAAAAUGCCUAUAUCUGAGCCAUCCAUAUUGGAUGAUGUGGCUCUUCAAACUGAUUUGUUUUCAGCAGCUGAUCUCGAAAAUUUAGUAAAAGAAGCAGGUUUGGUAUGCAUGACAAAGGAAGGAAUUGCCAAUUGUACUUCAGUAAAAAAAAAACAUUUUUUCGAAGCAUUAAAUUAUGUUAAACCAUCUUUGACAAAAGAACAAAUUCAGUGGUAUACAAAUUUUGCUGCUAAUCGAUAAAUGUACCAUGUACCUUUUACAAUUAUAAAAUAACUGAAUUAAGGUAAAAUACCUUAGAUUUAAUUUAAUAAACAGUUAGAAGUGAUUUCUGUCUGUCUGUUGUCUACAGCUGUUAAUCUUCUUGUAUAAAACGCCGAUAACAAUAAUAAAAUAAUACUAUACGUCAAAUAGGUUAGUAGUAUCAACGUAAUCCAAAUGUUAAAAGCCACAUUUGAAUUCGGAAUACCAAAUACUUCCAGCAACCAGUGAAACGCCAUUAGACUGAACGCUAAAACAUUUUUAUUCAACCUAAAGCAUGAGAUGAUUAAAUUUAGUAUACAAAUUAUAAUUAUAAGUUGUUUUCCCACUUACUGGUACUUGCAAUAUAAUUUUUGUGACGUU